Messenger RNA from Asterias rubens (European starfish), 2725 nucleotides. Its product is annotated as protein TsetseEP-like. The transcript has 12 exons. Bases 199 to 1827 code for a protein of 542 amino acids. Gene Ontology annotation, molecular function: protein-membrane adaptor activity; protein binding. NCBI's taxonomy places the organism in Eukaryota, Metazoa, Echinodermata, Asteroidea, Forcipulatida, Asteriidae. Gene Ontology annotation, biological process: protein localization to plasma membrane. Gene Ontology annotation, cellular component: apical plasma membrane. The record is from RefSeq and is a predicted model, not a curated record.
AUGGACACGGGUCAGUAAACUCAAAAGUGAGUAACUAACUAGUCAUUUAUCGUCAAAAACUCACCCAAAAUUUACUGUAAACGCCCCACAACCCACGCAAAAAGUGUGACACGGGGCUAAGAAGUUACCCCUCUUUCUCAACCCGAUCCGUUCGGCUGUUGACAUUGUCGCCAUCUUGGUGAAAACCGAAGGAGAAAAAUGAGUUCGAAAAGUGGUAAAAGAAAGAGUUCGUCUGGUGGCGGUUCGAAGGGACCCCCAGUGCCGGUGGCACCGAGUCAGCCAAGGCUGUGCAAGAUUGCGAAAGGAGGUUCGGGGUAUGGUUUUAAUCUACACAGCAAACAGGGGCAACAUGGCCAGUAUAUCCGUGGAAUUGACGAAGGAUCCCCAGCAGAGAAAGCUUGUCUCAGGAAAGGCGACCGAGUCAUCGAGGUCAAUGGGGUCAACAUCGAGCGAGAAACACACGCCCAAGUCGUCGCAAGAAUCAAGAGCGGGGGCGAGCAGACCGCCCUCCUCGUCGUCGACCAUGAGCUCGACCUCCACAACAAAAAGUACGGCAUCACCGUGGAUGCCAACGAGGCGAUACAGAAGGAAUUCAUGAACGAUGCCCCGAAGGUAAACGGGGACGCACCGGAGGAGAACGGGGUGAGCCUGGUGCCCGUUGUCGUUGAGGUUGCGACGGACCCGGUGCCGGAGUCAGAACCGGAGAGAAUAGAGGAACCAGUGGAGGAGAAUGUGGUUUCUGUGGAGGAGUCGGUACCAGUCGAGUCGGUACCCAACGCAAUCCCUGAAGUUGCACAGGUCGCCGAGGAGGAAGAAGAAGCAGCCACACAGCCUGAAGAAGAAGCAGCUGAGCCCGAGGUAGUCAUCGCCGUCGCUGCAGCAGUAGUGGAGUCAACUCCAGAACCAAUCAGAGAACCAAGCCCUGAGCCUGAGAGAGAAGCCUCACCAGAAAGGGUGGAGGAUGCAGAACCUCUAACAGAACCCCCAUCAGAACCCGAGACCCAGGUCUCAGUUGAAACAGAACCCAUUGACGCACCAGAACCCAUUGUUACCCCAGUACCCAUUAUUGACCAAGAACCCAUAACAGACCCAGAGGUAACCCCCUCAGAAGAGCCUGAAACUGCCGAGGAACCCCCUUCAGAACUGGAACCCAUCCCAGAACCGGAACCUAUCCUAGAACCAGACCAGGAACCCCCUGCAGAGCUUGUUGUCGUUCCUGUACCAGUGGCUGAUGAACCAUCGCCCGAACCAGAGAGAGAACCAACACCAGAGCCGGAGCCAGAACCGGAACCAGAACCAGUGGUGGAACCGGAACCAAUACCGGAGCCCGAACCAGUUCCAGAACCAGAACCUGUGGUAGUAGAACCAGAACCAGAACCGGAACCUGAACCAGAACCUGCAGUAGAACCAGAACCUGAACCAGAACCUGCAGUAGAACCAGAACCUGAACCUAUUGUACAGGUUGCUCCAGAACCGGAACCAGAACCAGAAAGAGAGCCCACUCCAGAACCAGAGAGAGAACCAACCCCAGAACCGGAGCCAGCACCUGUAGUCGUCAGACCCCCAACCCCUGAACCAGCCCCUAAGCCUGCGGACGAACCCGACCAUGCAAAGAGUAGGGCGCCCCCGCCCCCUGAACCCGUUAAACCUCAGAAGGAAGCACCAGCUAAGGCUGCACCGCCGCCCGCACCUGCACCUAGUGAGGGAAGUCUGGAUUUAUCUGAUAUGGCCAAAGCAAGAGCUCUAGCGGCCGGCAAGAAGAAGAAGAAGGCAGCAUCCAGCGCCGACUGGAGGACGAAAUACAACGCUUUCCAGAACUUGAAAUAAAAUGGAAUGCGUGCAGCGUGAUCGUUGCGUGCACACAGUCCACACUUCAACCAUGACGGACUUGUAAAGUAUUGUCACUCCAUUUUAUAACUUCGUAAUUCAUCUUUUCCUCUCCUUUUUUGUCAUUUUUUUUAAUUUGCUUAAUCAUAUUCCUUUCAGCUUGAAUUUUUGCUUUGCUUUUUUUUUCCUGACUUAUUUUUAAACACAACACAACAAACCAUAAUGUUUUUGCUGACGAUGAAAACAAAUAAUCAAUGCAAGAAAUGUAGACGAAUGCAGGUUACUUUAUGAGGAAAAAAAUCAUGUCUUGGUAGAAAUAAUCUUUGUGAUUAUCUUGCAGAGAGAAAGUGCAAAGAAAGUUAAUUUUUUGGUGGCAAAAAGCUGCUUGUGAGUCAAGUAGAACAGCAACGCCAGAGGCACUUGACUAGAUUUGGCUGGGCGCUAUAGUUGACAGUGUGGUAGUUUCUGAGGCCUGGUCUCAGUCUUGAGACUGGUUCAAGACCCUUUUCUGCAGUCUUAGGUCUCGCCUUGGUCUCGGACUGCAAAAGUCUCAGUCUCGGAAGAGUUGAUCUCGAUUUUAGGACGUUGGUCUUAGUCCUGGUCUCGGACUUCCAGGUCUCGACCACAAAAAAAGAUAAUUGGUUAAUUGACUUGUUGCGGAUAAAAUAAGCCCUGUUUUUGUUACUUUUUCGAAUUCACUGUCCGUCCAUGACUGUACCCCCAACCUUCUACCUCCCCCCCAAAAAAAAUACCGGGCGUGCCUCUGUUAAUUUUUUUAAUCAGAAAUACUGAGUUUUGCCUUGGUUUUUGAAAUAACGUGAUUCUAAUUUUCGUUGUCUGGUUGGCUGUUUACUUCGAUAUGUAUUACUGCAUGUAGUGUGUUUGUGUGGUUUAGGCA